Pipistrellus kuhlii (Kuhl's pipistrelle) is the source of this 3438-nucleotide messenger RNA. RefSeq names its product septin 9 (gene SEPTIN9). Gene Ontology annotation, biological process: cytoskeleton-dependent cytokinesis. Gene Ontology annotation, cellular component: microtubule cytoskeleton; septin ring; cell division site. Gene Ontology annotation, molecular function: GTPase activity; molecular adaptor activity; GTP binding. The transcript has 11 exons. The record is from RefSeq and is a predicted model, not a curated record. Lineage: Eukaryota; Metazoa; Chordata; Mammalia; Chiroptera; Vespertilionidae. Bases 286 to 1941 code for a protein of 551 amino acids.
CUCCCCCUCUCCCCCGUCCUCCUCCUCCUGCUCCUCUUUCCCUUCCUCACCGGCCUCCUCUUCCUCCUCUUCCUCCUCUCCCUCCUGCUCCCCUUCCUGCUCCCUCUGCUCCAGCCCUCCGAUUAGUCAGUGCUCCGCGGGGCCCCGGAGCGGCACAUGGAGGCGUGAGCGCCCGGCCGCGGACUGAGGAGCUCCUGGAGGCGGAGGAGGCGGAGGGAGGGCCACGGAGAGCGAGGAGCCCCUGAGCUGGGACGGGACGCCGCCCCUGCCAAGUCCGUGGACGUGAUGGAGAGAGACCGGAUCUCAGCCUUGAAGAGAUCCUUCGAGGUCGAGGAGGCCGACACGCCCAACUCCACGCCGCCCCGCCGGGUGCAGACGCCGCUGCUCCGGGCCACGGUGGCCAGCUCCACCCAGAAGUUCCAGGAGCCGCCCGCCCGCCACGCCGACGCCCUGAGCCAGCGCUCCCCCAAGCCGCCCCUGCGGAGGGUCGAGCUGGCGGGGCCCAAGUCGGAGCCCGUGUCCCGGCGCACGGAGCUCUCCAUCGACAUCUCGUCCAAGCAGGUGGAGGGCGCCGGCGCGGCCGGGCCCUCGCGGUUCGGCCUGAAGCGGGCCGAGGCGCUGGGCCACAAGACGCCGGAGCCCGCGCCCCGGAGGACGGAGAUCACCAUCGUGAAGCCCCCGGAGCCGGCCCACCGGAGGGCGGAGGCGCCCGCCGCCCCCACGGCCGAGCCCGCCCCCAGGAGGGUGGAGAUCCAGGUGCCCAAGGCGGCCGAGGCGCCCGCCGCCCCCGCCCCGUCCCUGGAGAAUGCGGAGCCCACGCCGCUGGCGCUGGCGCAGCUGCAGAGCAGGCUGGAGCCCAGGCCCCUGCUGCCCUCGGCCGAGGCCCCGCCCAGGAGCCUGGACGCCCCCGAGGCAGCUCCUGGCGGCGCUGGCGACAUGGCUGACACCCCCCGAGACGCCGGGCUGAAGCCGGCGCCGGGGCCGCGGAGUGAGAAGGCGCCCGCGGACUUCGGCUACGUGGGCAUCGACUCCAUCCUGGAGCAGAUGCGCCGCAAGGCCAUGAAGCAGGGCUUCGAGUUCAACAUCAUGGUGGUCGGGCAGAGCGGCUUGGGGAAGUCCACCCUGAUCAACACGCUCUUCAAGUCCAAGAUCAGCCGGAAGUCCGUGCAGCCGCCCUGCACAGAGGAGCGCAUCCCCAAGACCAUCGAGAUCAAGUCCAUCACGCACGACAUCGAGGAGAAGGGCGUCCGAAUGAAGCUCACGGUCAUCGACACGCCGGGCUUCGGGGACCACAUCAACAACGAGAACUGCUGGCAGCCCAUCAUGAAGUUCAUCAAUGACCAGUACGAGAAGUACCUGCAGGAGGAGGUGAACAUCAACCGCAAGAAGCGCAUCCCGGACACGCGUGUGCACUGCUGCCUGUACUUCAUCCCCGCCACCGGCCACUCCCUCAGGCCCCUGGACAUCGAGUUCAUGAAGCGCCUGAGCAAAGUGGUCAACAUCGUGCCCGUCAUCGCCAAGGCCGACACGCUGACCCUGGAGGAAAGGGUCUACUUCAAGCAGCGGAUCACCGCCGACCUGCUGUCCAACGGCAUCGACGUGUACCCCCAGAAGGAGUUCGACGAGGACGCUGAGGACCGGCUGGUGAACGAGAAGUUCCGGGAGAUGAUCCCGUUCGCCGUGGUGGGCAGCGACCACGAGUACCAGGUCAACGGGAAGCGGAUCCUCGGCCGGAAAACUAAGUGGGGCACCAUCGAAGUGGAGAACAUCAUGCACUGUGAGUUCGCCUACCUGCGGGACCUCCUCAUCAGGACGCACAUGCAGAACAUCAAGGACAUCACCAGCAGCAUCCACUUCGAGGCGUACCGCGUGAAGCGCCUGCACGAGAGCCACGUGGCCAACGGCGUGGAGGACGGGGGCCCCGGCGCCCAGGAGAUGUAGACGCGCCUACCCCCCCCCCCCCAGCCCGUCUCCAGCCCCAGCCCCCCUUCAUUUAUCUCCCUCCCUCACCGGCAUCGCUCUCCGCCGCCCACGAUGCCGGACAGACCGCCCUGCCCCGACGACCCCAUUCCCGGCCCAGCCCUGGGGGCGGGGGGGAGGGGGGGCCGGCGCUCGGCCGUCCCCGAGGUCCAGGAGGCCCGACCCAGGCCUCCUGCUCUUGCUCUUGGUCCCCCCACCCCCAGGCCCCCGCCGUCUCAGCCCCUGGACCAUGCCGGGGGCGGGCCCAGGAGGGACGGAGCCCCCGGGGGACCCGGACCCCCUUCCUGCCUCCGCCCUCUCCCAGGGCGUGGGCAUCACUCAGACCACAUCACUCAGCCCCCCAACCCGUCCCCGCCCCCCGCGGGGAGACCAUUAACUCCAUGAGAUGCCAGUUGCCAAUUGCUUAGACGUGGCGAGCCCGCCGGCUGCCGCCCGUCCUCCCACCCGCCCGCCUGCGGCCCGCCCUGGAGCAGGAAGUGCCUUUAUUCCCGCCCCCUCGAACCCGCAGCCCGCGUCCCUCCGACGGGAACGGAGCUGGGCCGGAGGGGAGGGGUGUCUUCGUCGCCCUGUGGCGCCCCGCCGUCCCCCUCCGGCUGGGCUCUGGUUGAGGGUUCAAAGGAAGAAAAGAUCCCCCCCCCCCAUCCCCGUUUUAGGAAGGUCAGAGAGUGAGUCCAGUGGAAGUGGAGUGAGGAAGUGGCCGGUGCCCAGGGAGGGGCCUCUGGGCCGGGGCUGGCCGUUCAGGGGCCCCAUGGCCUUGGUCCCCGCCCCCCGGCCUGUGACGGGGCAGGGGCGCUGAGGCCUGUCUCUCUGGACAGCUGUGUGCCCGGAUGCUCUGGUUCAUGAAUGCCAGGCCACCCAAUGCCCGCUCAGCGCCCUGGCCACGCUCUUGCCGGCUGGCAGGUGGGAGGCCUUGACUUCCUGUUGCCCUGCGUGUGCCGGGGCCUGCCCCCCCCCCCCGCCCCAGGGGAACGGCCGGAUGUCCCAUCAGCCCGGGCAGUGACCCCCGCCCCCUCAGCCUCCCUAUGGGGACCAGCGGGGCCGCCUGCAGACCCGGGGUGCAGCGGGGAAGUGGGGUGCAGACAGACCCCGGCUGCCCGCGGGCCCCGGGGUGCGCGCCUCCGCGUCUGCUCCCCGCCCACCGGAGGAGGGCCCCUCGGUGAAACCGUUUACUUGCCGACUUGCCAUGUUUUUGCCAAAAACCACGAUGUUGAAGGCCGUGUCCGGUGUCAGGGCGGGACGUGGGGCGCCGCCCCGGGGCCCCGCCCGCCGGCCGGCCUCCAGCCCGGGGCCCGCAGCCCCGGCCGCCUCCGCUCCCCCUCCCGCCCAGCCAGCCCUCCCGCCCUCCCGCCCGGACGCUCCACAGUGGCCUUCGCUAGGUGCCUCCUGAGAAUCCGUCUUUUUGUAAAAAUGACAAAGUGCUGGGAAUGUAUUUCCUGAAAUAAAUGUUCCAAAUGCAAA